Molecule: messenger RNA, 756 nt
Organism: Danaus chrysippus (African queen)
Lineage: Eukaryota; Metazoa; Arthropoda; Insecta; Lepidoptera; Nymphalidae
Source: the annotation of a GenBank genome assembly
AUGUUGCAGGGACAAGAUCCUGCCGCUCCCGCUGCCGCUCCCGCUGCCGCUCCCGCUGCCGCUCCCGCUGCCGCUCCCGCUGCCGCUCCCGCUGCCGCUCCCGCUGCCGCUCCCGCUGCCGCUCCCGCUGCCGCUACCGCUGCCGCUCCCGCUGCCGCUCCCGCUGCCGCUACCGCUGCCGCUCCCGCUGCCGCUCCCGCUGCCGCUCCCGCUGCCGCUCCCGCUGCCGCUCCCGCUGCCGCUCCCGCUGCCGCUCCCGCUGCCGCUCCCGCUGCCGCUCCCGCUGCCGCUCCCGCUGCCGCUCCCGCUGCCGCUCCCGCUGCCGCUCCCGCUGCCGCUCCCGCUGCCGCUCCCGCUGCCGCUCCCGCUGCCGCUCCCGCUGCCGCUCCCGCUGCCGCUCCCGCUGCCGCUCCCGCUGCCGCUCCCGCUGCCGCUCCCGCUGCCGCUCCCGCUGCCGCUCCCGCUGCCGCUCCCGCUGCCGCUCCCGCUGCCGCUCCCGCUGCCGCUCCCGCUGCCGCUCCCGCUGCCGCUCCCGCUUCCGCUCCCGCUGCCGCCCCCGCUGCCGCUCCCGCUGCCGCUCCCGAUGCCGCCCCCGCAGCCGCUCCCGCUGCCGCUCCCGCUUCCGUUCCCGCUGCCGCUCCCGCUGCCGCUCCCGCUGCAGCUCCCGCUGCCGCUCCCGCUGCCGCUCCCGCUGCCGCUCCCGCUGCCGCUCCCGCUGCCGCACCGCUGCCCGCAAAAUUCGAGGCCGAGGCCUAA